AUGCCAGCCACACCAGAAUGGCCUAUCCUAGAAGAGAUGAUCCUCAACCCCGAGGCCUUGCCCGUAGGACCAUCAGAAAACCUUCCCAACGGAUCUCGGGUUCUCGACGUAGGGUGUAGCUACGGCUGGUUCAUCCGCUGGGCUCGCGAAAAAGGCGCUGCUUAUGUCAAAGGAUUUGAGGCCGAGAUCAAUCGCCAGGUUAUAUUAGUCCGUACUACGGAAGCUAUCCUCGAGAUUCAUUAUCUGGAGACUAUAAACUUGAGUCAGCACCCUGGACAAGAACUGCAGGAUUUGUCGAGGAUAUCGUACGACUCUUCCAUGGGGGGAGAUUCAUCUAUCUUCUCUGUUGAACACCAUAUGGGAACAGCCCUAGUCUAUCUAGGGCUGGGCUGCAAGGUGAUUUGGGGGAUAGGCAAAGACCGGAAAGUGUGA
This is a messenger RNA of Penicillium hordei, 432 nucleotides long. RefSeq lists its product as uncharacterized. The transcript is spliced from 3 exons. The record is from RefSeq and is a predicted model, not a curated record. Bases 1 to 432 code for a protein of 143 amino acids. NCBI's taxonomy places the organism in Eukaryota, Fungi, Ascomycota, Eurotiomycetes, Eurotiales, Aspergillaceae.